Molecule: messenger RNA, 366 nt
Organism: Rhizopus microsporus ATCC 52813
Lineage: Eukaryota; Fungi; Mucoromycota; Mucoromycetes; Mucorales; Rhizopodaceae
Exons: 2
Coding region: 1-366 (121 amino acids)
Source: RefSeq, a predicted model, not a curated record
AUGUUUGAUGGUGAAAAGUACUUGAAAAUAAUCGGUAACGAUGAUUUGAAUGCUGUACUGGAAAUACUCGCCAGAUUUAUACGCAACAAUGGUGUCACGUUAGCCAAUCAAAAAAUUGCAGAAAAUGUUCGAUUUAACACGAAUAACCAAAUGAACAAUCGGCUUACUGUCAAUGAUGAAGGCGUUCAGCGCAUGGUUGACAACAAUUUAGCUGUGUACUAUAGUAACCAAAUGAUCAUUACUCAAAAUAUGACUCAUCGUCCUGUGAACACUAUUAAGGCAUAUUUAGCCAAGCAAGAAGAAUGGAAAGUGAUUCGAGAAAAUAAUUUUAAAGAAAAGGUUUGGAAAUCUGAUUAUGUUGUUUAA